GAAACAGCUGACAAAGUUAAUGCUCUCAGAAUCGAAAUCAGCGAUAACAUAAGCGAUAUUGAGUAAUAUAAUUAAACUAGUACUUAAUGUGAACAGGGAUUGCGGCUAAAGGAGACUUGAGAGCCGUAAUUAAGAAGCAAACAUCUUGCGCAGCACAACAAAAUCACAAUAAGGAUGUACACAAAAAGGCUGCUGCUGCUGCUGCUACAGCACCUAGCGCUGCUGCUGAUGGUUACGAACUGCGUCAGGGGCAACCAGCAAAUGGCGGGCAGCAGGGAAAAGGUGCUGGCUGGAAUACAGGAGAGAUUUAUCAGUCUGGAGGAGUCGCAAACGUUGCCAGAGCCGCACACGCGCGAACAGGUUGAACUGUUGCGACAUUUAAACUUUGUGCCGCCGGCAAUAGACUUUGGCAAGUGGUCGGUGGGGCAAACGGUAACGCAGAUUGUGACGCUAUUUAAUCAGCACACAAAUCGCACCGUUCAUCUAAAUUCUGUCGCUGGGCCAAGCCCAGUGUUCUACAGCAGUUUCUUUGGAACGCGCGAGGUGCCGCCACAAGGCAACACAACAUUUAGCGUGGUAUUUUUACCCCGUCAACUUGGUGCCAUAUCAACGGGUCUGCUCAUCCAAACGUCCUUCGGUCGUGCCGAGUUUGAGGUGCGUGGCGAGGGUAGCGAGUGUCCCUAUCGCUUGAAGCCACUUGUCGGCAUUAAAGCGCCAAUGAAUGCAACACUCACGCCAGAGAUCCACAUGUAUAAUCCCCACGAGCGGCCGCUGCAGAUACUCGAGGUCUACAGCAGCGGGGGCGAGUUUCAAUUGGAGCUGCCCAGUGGUGUCUCGGAAGGACCACAAAAACUAUGGGAAAUCCCGCCACAUUCGCUAAAGCCAGUCAUACGGAUCUCGUUCCACGGACGCACCGCUGGCAACCACAGCGCGUAUAUACGUAUCAAAAUAGCUGAGCAAUCGGCGGACGAAUCAUCGCCGCUGGAGCAUCUCAACGAGAAUGUGCUAGUCAUACCCGUCGAAUUCGAAAUACUGCCCAAACACGGCGCCUAUGCCCGCAAUCCUCUAGCGGACUUUGGACGCCUUUCCACAGAUCAGCACGCGGAUGCGGUACGCAUCAAGCUGGAUAUGCAAAAUCAGCCCGUGGAUGCAGCACAGCGCCAACUUAUUGGCAACUAUCUGCGUGAUAUUCCAGGCCUCAGCUACGAUCCACACAAUGCCAGCAUUGUGCUCGAUCCCAAGCUGUUUGAGGAGAGCGCCAGUCUGAAUGAUUUGCUCGUGAUUGGGGAGGAGCAACAACAGCAGUUCACGGUCAUGAUACGUGCCGACAUCUUCAAAGGUGGCUUGUCCUUUGAUCGCAAUGUGACGCUGUUCAUCACCAGCUUGGGCAGCGAGGAGACGCCACUGGAAACACGGCGUACUCUGGUUGUGCGAAAUAACUUUGCCUUUCCCCUGAUGAUCUACAAUCUCAGUCUGACGGAACCCAUUGAUUCCGCACUGCUGGAGAUGUCAUCGCUGGAUCAGGAGCUUCUGCUGCAGCCGGGCGAAUCCGUGGAGCUGCUGCAACUGCAUCUGCUCAACGAGCAGGCCACAUUCAAGUCUAUGCUGCUCAUCGAGAGCAAUGUGACGAUAUUCGAGCUGCCCGUAAUCGCAUGCAGUGGACGGUUGCACGUGUCCACACAAGCAUUCAGUCUCCAAGUGCCCAGGGAUAGCGAUUACGGGCUGGAUCUGGAUCUGGGCACAGUGCCAUUUGCGGAGAAUUCACGCGAUGGCUUCAUCGUACUGCGCAACGACAAUCCUAUGCCCAUCAAGAUCACCAACUGGUACUUCAAGCCGCCAAUGAAUGUCUACUUUCAUGCUACCUUCCUGGGCUGCGUUCCCGCCGGCGUAAAUGCCACAGAGCCAAAGGAUGCGCAGGACAACAGCACAAGCUUUCAGUUUUGUAGCCAACUUGGCGAGGGCGAAAGUGCCGUCUUCAUAUUGUCCAUCAAAACGUAUGUGGCGGAGGAAAGUGCGGGCACGUUGAAGAUCUGGACACCCUACGAGCUCAUCCGGACGUCGGUGAAGUUCAAGGCGGCGGUGGGACAGCUGGACAUUGAGCACGAGCAGCUGCAGUUUAAGUCGUGCUUUCCCGGCAAGAUCUGCUCGGCGGUGUUGAGCAUACGCUCCAGUUUCCUGCAUCCGGUGCAUGUGAAGUCGGUGACGUUUUCAAGUCCUGGAUUGCGCUUCAAGGACUUUAAUGCCAAGGGCACAACAAUCGGAGCACAGACAUUGACCAAAGUGGGUCGCAUCUACUUUGAGCCAUCGGCAGUCUGUCGCUCCACGUGCUACAUUCGUCCGUCGUUCAACGAGCACUCGAUCUUUCCGAUUGCCAACAAUGGAGCUGGAGGAUCCGCGGGAUCUGGGCAGGCGAACAAUAAUCUGCUGUACGAUGGCGUCGAGGUCCGACAACGCACCGAACUUUAUCGCCAGUUCAAGCGACAGCUGCACUCCAUGUCCCUGACGCUCCAUAGCAAGGAGUUGCCUCCGUUGGAUCUGGACUUUAGCAUUGCCAUCGAGUGGCCGAAGCUGGUGCAGUAUCAGCCACUGCCGCCGACGCCCGCCAUUGAGGUUGGUCAGGUGCAACGGCAGUGGAUCACCAUGAGCAAUCCCACAGCGCAACCGCUGCUCCUCGACUACUUUCUGUCGGAUCCGGCGUUUGCCCGUCGCACCCAACUGUCGCUGCCCCACGAGGUGAUCGAUGUGAGCAGCAGCAGCUGCUACCUGACCGAUCAGGAUGUCUUCUCCCUGCCCGAUGCCCCCUUCGGUGGACCUGUGCUUCUUCCCGCCCUCGCCACGCUCACCAUUCCCGUGCAGUUCAGUGCCCAGCAGGCGGACAAGUACUGCACCCUGCUCCACGUUCGCAGCAAUCUCACGCUCUACGAGGCCGUUUGGCUAACGGCGCGCGCUGUCCAGUCCCAGUUUCGCUUUGGCAAUCGCCGACCCGGCUCCAGCACUCCGUUGCUCUUUGAACUCCAGCGAGAUGCAUUCGAACGCUGCGAUGGCACCUUGAAACCAACUGGGGAUCGGAAUCAGGAUCAGGAUGUUUCCUCAAGUCACAAUGUGGUGGCCACUCGCAGCUUUACGGCUCGCAAUGCUGGCGUCCUGCCCAUUAGGAUUGAGGGCUUCCUCAUUGGGAAGCGGCCAUGUGAGGGAUACGGGUUCAAGGUGCUCGAUUGCCAGGGAUUCGAGCUGCGUGAGAACGAGACCCGCAAGGUGGAGAUUAGCUUCAGCACGGACUUUACGGCAUCGCGUGUGCAACGGACUCUGACGCUCCUAACGAAUCUCAGCUAUGACAUCAACUAUCAGCUCCUGGCCCAGUUGCCGGCGGAGAGUGUGGAGCGUUGUGCCGCCAGCAUGCCACGCCCCCAUUGGGAGUCGGCGCUGCGCAAUGCGGCGCUUAUGGUGCUCCUGGCCACGUUCUGUCUGGUGCUUCUGGCUGCCGUCUUCGAUGCAAGGGCGAUUGUGGCCCAGCAGAGUGCCUACGAUGCGGCACGCUACAAGAGUCCAUUGCAGCCCACAUUCAACUUGCGCAACAUUGUCAAGAUGCAGGCUCCGGAUGAUGCAGCAGCCGCGACAUCAGCUGCUCUCAAGGCGGAACAACAGCAGAAACUCCGGAAUGGUCAGCUCAAGGAGCUGCGCAAACGCACAACAGCAACAACAACAGCAACAAUAACUUCUGGUGCGGAUAAGGUGAUCACACCCAAGUCGACCAAGCCCAAGUCGUGGACUGCAUGGAGCUUGGAUCUGUCUGCUCCAGCAACUGUUCAACCAAAGCCACCAACUAGUUCGCCAAAGCCCAGCAAGAAGACAACUCCCGUAGUCCAAACGCCUCCCACAAUUGUGCGCGUGCCAAAGAAACCGAAGCCCACAACGCCAGUUGGAGCCCCGCCCAAGCCAAAGGUGGACUCUCCGCCCGCGGAUGUCCAGGAGAAGGCCAAGGUCAGUCCGAGUGCCAAACCGCAGGAGAAUAUGUCACCGAAAGCAGCCAAAGCGAAUGUUGAAGCGCCCAAGGAACGUGUGCUCAAGGAGCAGAACGGCAGUGCCAAGAAGCUGGGCAAGACUCCGGGUCGAGAGCGACGCAAGGAACAGAAGUUAGCUUCGCCUAACGGGUUGGGAUCGGUUUCAGUAUCGGCAGCGGGAACGGGAACGGGCAAGAAGACAACGGAACGAAAGCAGCGCAACAAGCAGCUCAAUUUUAAUGGCAAUGUCAAUGGGAAUGGGAACGGCAACCAUGCAGGUGGAACUGGCAACAUCUCGCCGCUAUCCACGUCGGAUACGGAUGCAAUGAUCACCUCGCCGUGGGAGACCAGCAGUCGCGUCUCUUUUCGCGAUGUGCUCCAAACGAAGCCUUUGCCCGAUGUGGACAAUGGUCUUAACUGGAAUCCGGCAGGAAGUGAUCUGGCAAGCAGUCAACUGGGUCCCAUUGGCAGUCGAAAGAGUUGCCCGGCACAGGUGCCACAGGCGGUGACAUCGCUCUGGGAGCCACUGAUGACUCCCGAGGCAACGGUCACGAGCAAUGCGCUAAUGAAUUCGCUCUUUGAUAUUUCACAGCCAUCCGCUAUCGACAUGAACAACUUGGAUUUGCCAGCCUUAAAUGACCUUUGCAGCAACUUGUAUGAACGGGAUCAGUUGCAGCAGGCGCAGUGGGAACGCCAGGAGCAGUUGUUGAAGCAGCAACAGCAGCAGCAACUUCUGCUGGAGCGUCAACGGAAGCUGCAGCAGCAGGAGAAGCUAUUGCUCAUGUCCAACAUGGAGGGCAGCAAUUGGCCAAUGAAUCAUGCUACACCAGCUGCAACCUGGACGCCACUUGGAUAUGCCGCCUGGCCGAAUCAGGCUGUGAUGCGUACAUCGCCAACGCAUACCAUAACUCCUGGUGUGGGUGUCAUUCGCCCACCGCCAGGACUUGAAUCCAGUUACAAUAACAAGAAUUGUCAGUUGCCAGGAGCAGGAACGGGAACGGGACCUGGAACAGGAGCUGUCACAGGCGCAGCACCAAUAUCUAACAAUAACAAUAAUCAUAUCGAUGCACUGGCCACAUCGCACAACGCACAGCAACAACAAGAUCGGGGACAGAACAUGCCCACCCAAUAUGAUCCAUUUACCUCGCCAAGCUCAAUCUGGUCGGACAAUUGGCGCCAGCGCAACAAUCACAUGAACUGAAGGCUCGUAUCAAAGCUCACUGAUCAAAUUUAAGCAACCAAAUGAAAUUCUUACUCUUUAGACUUUUAGGAUUACGCUAAGAGACACCAUGAAACUGAAACAUGAUCUUUUUCAAUUUGACUUUUGACUAAAUAAACCGCAAAGAUUAAUGACUUUCAUAAUACAUAUGGACAAAUAUGUU
This is a messenger RNA of Drosophila innubila, 5383 nucleotides long. RefSeq names its product transmembrane protein 131 homolog (gene Tmem131). Bases 175 to 5202 code for a protein of 1675 amino acids. NCBI's taxonomy places the organism in Eukaryota, Metazoa, Arthropoda, Insecta, Diptera, Drosophilidae. The record is from RefSeq and is a predicted model, not a curated record. Gene Ontology annotation, cellular component: membrane. The transcript has 3 exons.